Molecule: messenger RNA, 2138 nt
Organism: Arabidopsis thaliana (thale cress)
Lineage: Eukaryota; Viridiplantae; Streptophyta; Magnoliopsida; Brassicales; Brassicaceae
Gene: GTG2
Product: GPCR-type G protein 2
Exons: 12
Coding region: 867-1913 (348 amino acids)
Cellular component (GO): Golgi membrane; plasma membrane; endoplasmic reticulum membrane
Source: RefSeq, marked reviewed
CAAAAACCAAAUUUGGGAUUCUGAUGAAAAGCAAAGGAACCACCGUUCGUCGGCAAAUUCAGUCGAAUAGCGGAAGCUUGAGACUCUGAUGAGAGUGUUGGGGUAGAGAGAAAGAGAUCUGAGUUUUGUUUCCUUAUUAGAGAGAGAUGGGUUACGGAUGGGGGAUCUUCGAGGGAAUGUUGGUGAUUGGAUCUCUGUGUCUCUUAGGAUCGGCUGGUCUAUGGUUUCUCAACCGGAGGCUUUACAAAGAGUACGAAGAGAAGCGAGCUUUGGUUCAAAUCAUUUUCAGCGUCGUCUUCGCCUUCUCUUGCAACCUUUUACAGCUUGUUCUCUUCGAAAUCAUCCCUGUUUUAUCUAGAGAGGCAAGGAUGGUAAACUGGAAGGUGGAUCUCUUUUGUUUGAUAGUGCUCCUUGUUUUCAUGUUACCUUAUUAUCAUUGCUAUUUGAUGCUUCGUAACACUGGUGUAAGAAGAGAGCGUGCUGCUGUUGGGGCCUUGUUAUUCUUGACAGCGUUCCUUUAUGCUUUCUGGCGCAUGGGAAUACAUUUUCCUAUGCCUUCAGACAAAGGUACCUCUUGAGUUUAUGCACCCUCUUUCUCCUUUCAACUCUGUAUAAGCAAGAAGGAAGUUGAAGUUGAAGUUAGAUCUUAUUAACAUUAUUAUGAACAAUGUGUACUUCUGGAUGUGUGGAGUAGGGUAUGUUGUUUUAAAUUGAAAUGAGAAUCUGAGCAUGUUGACACUGACUAUGAUUGCCUGACUGUAGAAAAUACCGUCAGAAGAAAUUCGCAGGGUCAAUCAUCCUCCCUUCUUUAUGCUUGUGACAGUAGCUUUUGUAUAUACAAACGCUUUUGGUUCUUUUUAUUUUAAAUGCUUAAGAUCUUGUCACCCACUUGUUGGACUACUUUACUUAAACACCCUUUUAUCUUGAAAGGUUUCUUUUCAAUGCCUCAGCUGGUCAGCAGAAUCGGGGUCAUUGGUGUGACCCUCAUGGCCGUCUUAUCGGGUUUUGGAGCUGUAAAUUUGCCCUACAGUUAUAUAUCGCUCUUUAUUAGGGAGAUUGAAGAAUCAGAAAUAAAAUCGCUGGAAAGGCAACUGAUGCAAUCAAUGGAGACUUGCAUAGCUAAGAAGAAGAAAAUUCUUUUAUGUCAAGUUGAGGUGGAACGAAGUCUAGUAUCAGAAGAGCAUCAAAAGGGUAAAUCUUUCUUUAGAAGAUUUGUCGGGACUGUUGUGCGGUCGGUUCAAGAUGACCAAAAGGAGCAAGAUAUAAAACUAAUGGAGGCAGAGGUGGAAGGUUUAGAAGAGCUGUCAAAGCAGCUAUUCUUGGAAAUUUAUGAACUCCGCCAAGCAAAGGAUGCUGCUGCUUUUUCUCGAACUUGGAAGGGUCAUGUGCAGAACUUUCUUGGCUAUGCGUGUUCCAUUUACUGUGUGUAUAAGAUGUUAAAGUCUCUACAAAGUGUCGUUUUCAAGGAGGCGGGCACGAAAGAUCCUGUCACGAUGAUGAUCAGCAUAUUCUUGCAGUUCUUUGAUAUAGGAGUAGAUGCAGCAUUGCUCUCACAGUAUAUUUCCCUGUUAUUUAUUGGGAUGUUGAUCGUGAUAUCAGUGAGGGGAUUCUUGACGAAUCUGAUGAAGUUCUUCUUUGCAGUGUCGAGGGUUGGAAGUGGAUCUUCAAGCAAUGUUGUGCUCUUCCUAUCAGAAAUCAUGGGAAUGUACUUUUUGUCUUCCAUUCUUCUUAUAAGAAAAAGCUUGAGAAAUGAGUACAGAGGGAUAAUAACAGAUGUAUUAGGCGGAGAUAUUCAGUUUGAUUUCUAUCAUCGAUGGUUUGAUGCAAUAUUCGUGGCUAGCGCUUUUCUUUCUCUGCUUCUGCUUUCUGCGCACUACACAUCUCGUCAAAUUGAUAAGCACCCAAUAGACUAAGCAAGCAUCUGUGAGUUCCCUUGCAAAUGAGGUGGUUGAUUAAAUUUUGAUCUAGAUGAAAAACUUGAAACAAUGACCACUACUUAGCGUUGACUUAUGUACAUUUUCUUGCUUUGAAAGGAUCAGUCUUGAGUUGUUGUUUUUUUUUCUUCCUCAGGUGUGUGUGAUUAGUUGUAAAGAGAAUGAGACUUUGGGGUUUUACCAUUCAAUAAUAUAUAUCUGAUA